UAGUCGAUGCCAACAAUUGUCAUCCCAGUGUAUCGACAAGCUGUCUGCCAGAGAAAAAAAGAAAAGAUAGCAGCAGCAACGGAAUAGAUUUAUUGAUUUUAAUAUUCAAGUUUUAAGAACAGCCCAAGCGCAAAAAUCAAUUAAUAAUUUGGCAAAAUGGAGGCGCUGGUCAAUUAUAGCAGCGAGGAUGAACACGAGGACGAUCCCGGCUACGAGAUAAGGGCACCACCAGCCGCAGCACCACCACCACAACCAGCUGCAGUCACAAACACAAGCACACGAAAAAACCGCAGUCCGCCACCCGCUCAUGCAACUGCAACAGCAUCUGCAUCUGCUGCUGCCGAUGCCGCUGCUGCUGCUGCUGCUGCUGCUGCUCGACGCCGUUCACGCUCGUGCAGUCCGCCGGCAAUGGAAGCGUCAUCUAAGGCUGCCGGAAAGCAACAAAAGGCUAAAAACAAAAGCAACGACCGUCAGAUGAGACGCCAGCGUCGACGAUCGAGCAGCAACAGCGCCAGCAGCGCCUCUGACAGCAGCAUUGACACUGACAACAAAAUAGACAAGUUGAAGAAACGCCUGCCAACACUGUCGCCGCAGCCGGCCCCAACAUCAAUGUCCAAGAUGGCCAAAUACCAUCAACUGCAGACCACACCCCCGCUACAAAGUGGCGGAGGGCGACAUAGUCAUCGCCAUCGUCAUCAUCAUCACAGGAGCCGCAGCAGUCGCCAUAACAACAACAACAACAAAAAAGAUGAGGAUGCCCGUGGCCGCCAGCGUGACACAGAGCGGAACAGGGAGAAGGAACGGGAUAAGGACUACAGCAAGAGCGAACGCCAUCAUCGCACCAAAGAAAGCAACAAAGAGAGUGAUUACAAGCGCGAGCGCGAACGUGAGCGUGAAGAGCGCCGCCAUGGCAGUGGCAGUGGCAGGGAUAGAGAUAGGGAUAGGACUGCGUCGCGGCAUCACACCAAAGAGACGCGCUUCAGCGACAACUCGCGUUCCUACAACUCAGCCUCGUCGUCAUCAUUGACGUACAAAUCUCAGUCGCUGCAACAGCAGCUGCAGCACUCGCAGCGUCGCUCCUAUGAUGAACGCGGCCGUCGUCGUCGCGACUCGCGCUCCCGGUCACGUUCGAGCUCUCGCUCCCGCACACGCACACCUAUUGAUGCGCCGUCAAAUCGUCGGCGUCAGGCGCCGCCCCAGUCAUUGGGCGCGCAGGCAACACGCAAAUAUCGCAGACGUGAUUCGCGCGAUUCCAGCAGCCGUUCCAGAUCGCCGCCCGAGCGUCCAGUCAGCGUCAGAAAGUCCAGCGAGCCGCUAAUGAGAGCCGCCUUCCCAGCAGCCGGACUACUCGGCAAGCCACCAGUGCCAUUUACAACAGCUGGCCCGGGAGCAGCCGCAGCAGCAGCAGCUGCCCUGUCGGCCACUAUGACUCCAGCUGGCAGCGUCAUCGGCGGCGGUGGCUUGCUGCCAACGCCCAACUAUGCGCCCAAAAUACCAUCCUUAAUGUCGCUGGAGCUGAACACGCCGGCAAACGUGCUAGUCGAUGCACAGCCAGCCGCUGUGCAGCUACCCAAAUACUAUAAUCCUGGCAUUAUCAAUGCCAAUCGCUAUGCGGAGCAGCAGCAGAAGCGUAAACUGCUCUGGGGCUCCAAGAAGAACGAGGAUUCGGCGAACAAGUGGGGCAAUGCGCAUUUCUCUCAGGACUCCGAUGGCAAGGUGGCAUCCAAGUUUAUGCGACUCAUGGGUAUCAAGAACGCCAAUAACAAUACAAAUAGUAACAACAACAACAACAACAACAACAACACCAUCACCAACACGAGCAGCGCCGGCAUUCACAAUAAUGGCAACAACAAUGCGGCUACCAAAGCCGAUCCAGCGAUUGAUCAAACCAGCAGCAGCAGCAGCAGCACCAAUGGCGGCGGAUCUAUCCCAGUCGAUGUGCAGCUGCGCCAGCGCAUGUUCUCCAACAUGGAACAGCAGUACGAGGUGGCACGUGCCGCCACGCACACCAUGCGCGGCGUCGGCCUGGGCUUUGGAUCACAGCCGCGCAGCUUUUAAAGCGCUUGGGUCUGGGACAACAAAAACCGUUUAGAGUGGAAGCUGUAAAUAUAACGUGCCCAUCAACACUCGAUUAAGUCACCUAAAACUGAUCUAAUUUCGCAAUAUUUAUUUGUUUUAACAAUUUUUUUCUCCAACUAUUAUUAUUAAUAAUUACUUUUUAUUUUUUGAUUAUUUCAAAUAAAUUUUGCGAGGAAAUGUUCCAAUUCA
Drosophila montana is the source of this 2268-nucleotide messenger RNA. RefSeq names its product arginine/serine-rich coiled-coil protein 2. Bases 157 to 2058 code for a protein of 633 amino acids. The record is from RefSeq and is a predicted model, not a curated record. The transcript is spliced from 4 exons. NCBI's taxonomy places the organism in Eukaryota, Metazoa, Arthropoda, Insecta, Diptera, Drosophilidae.